Botrytis fragariae is the source of this 1425-nucleotide messenger RNA. Its product is annotated as putative gat domain-containing protein. Gene Ontology annotation, molecular function: ubiquitin binding; phosphatidylinositol binding. Bases 1 to 1425 code for a protein of 474 amino acids. Lineage: Eukaryota; Fungi; Ascomycota; Leotiomycetes; Helotiales; Sclerotiniaceae. The record is from RefSeq and is a predicted model, not a curated record. Gene Ontology annotation, cellular component: actin cortical patch. The transcript is spliced from 4 exons. Gene Ontology annotation, biological process: actin filament organization; endocytosis; actin cortical patch localization.
AUGAAAGCCAUGAAGAAUAUGGGCAUGAAUCGCAUGUUGGGUUCACUGAAGCGAUCCAAAGAUUCUAAUGAAGAAACUGGAGAUCCUCAACACGAUACACCCGAAGCAAAUGCAGCCAGAAAUAUUCGUUUGUUCUGCGAAUCUGGGGGUCCAAAUGGAUCGGGUGAGGAAGUGGGUUAUCUGCCUGCGAUAGUUGAAGCCGCAGAAUCCUCCCCGGGAGCUGCGAAAGAAUGCGCCUACCAUAUUCGAAAGUUCCUCUCCAAGGACAACCACAGCAAAGCCUACGUACAAUACAAUGCGAUAAUGUUAAUUCGAAUUCUGACCGAUAACCCUGGAAUGACCUUUACGAGGAAUAUCGAUGCGAAGUUUGUACAAACAGUCAAGGAGCUUCUGAGAACUGGAAGAGACCCAAGUGUCAAGCAGAUAUUGAUGGAAACUUUGAUCACAUUCACGAGAGACAAGGCAAACGAUGAAACAUUGGCCCCUCUAAUUGAGAUGUGGAAAAGAGAGCAAGAGAAAAUGAUGAAAUUAGCAGCAAGUUUCCCCAAGCAUUAUGGUCGAUGGAUUUUCUCUUCUAAUACAUCACAGGGUCCCGCCGGUCCCGCCGGUCCGCGAACCCUCGCCGCUCCGCCCUUUGAUCCUAAUGCGCAGAAUUACUUUGGACGAAACCACCAUACUCAUCGCCUCCCUCCUCCACAUGAACUCUCGUCCCGUAUCGAAGAGGCACGCACUUCCGCAAAACUCCUCUCCCAAGUCGUACAAUCUACGCCUCCUUCCGAACUCCUUGCUAAUGACCUCAUCCGCGAAUUUGCUGAUCGUUGUCAAUCUGCAAGCAGAAGUGUACAAGCAUACAUGGUUUCGGAGAAUCCAGCACCAGACAACGAUACUAUGGAAACCUUGAUCGACACCAAUGAACAAUUAAGUAAAGCUAUGAAUCAACAUCAAAGAGCAGUGCUACAUGCGCGGAAACUUAUGGGGCUUGGGAAUGGAGAUAGUACUCCUCCGACUGGAACAAGCUCGGGAUUUACACCACCACCUGGUCCGCCACCCAAACAAGUUUCCAAACCUGUCCCAAGUAAUGGUAAGAGAUCAGUGCCACCGAUUCCUCCACCAGGAGAUAUCGCGCCUAUGGAUGACGAGGACGAUGAACGAAACCCUUUCAGUGACCCAGAGCCAAACUCAUCAAGGAAACCACCGUUCCCGUCUGAUGCGCCACCGAAAACAACUGGUCAGUUUAAUGAUACUCUUGGUGUCGAACCAUAUCACCCUGGAUUCAAAGAAACCAAGAGCUAUGUCGGAAGGCAAGAUAGUAGUAUAGGCAAUGUUACAAUGCAUGCUGCAGUCAACGAGCAGGUAUCAGAUGAUGAGGACGACGAGCCAAGAUACUCAGUAGCUCAGGGUAAACAACCUGUCUAUCGAUACUAG